Molecule: messenger RNA, 783 nt
Organism: Aspergillus puulaauensis
Lineage: Eukaryota; Fungi; Ascomycota; Eurotiomycetes; Eurotiales; Aspergillaceae
Exons: 4
Coding region: 1-783 (260 amino acids)
Source: RefSeq, a predicted model, not a curated record
AUGAAAGAUAUUCAGCAUCAGCUUUUCCACCUUACCCUGGGUGGGAAAUUGCACCUGUCUCCUUUGUCAGACAAUGUCACCUCUGUCCUCGAUAUAGCGACAGCAGACGCAACUUGGGCCCUUGCCUUCGCCGAAAAAAAUCCAACUGUAUCCAUCAUAGCUAACAGCUCAACCAUAAUGGACAAAACGGGGCUACCAGCAAAUAUUACCCCCGACACCACCGAUGCAAACAAACCCUGGCCAUACAGCCAGAGGUUCGACUACAUCCACUGCCGCCAAAAUCACCGCAGAGUCGAGGAACGCGGCCUUUUCGCCCAAUCUCUUGAGUUUCUUAAUGCCGGGGGAUGGCUUGAAAUGCAGGAACUCGGCAACCCUCCCACCUGCGAUGACGGCACCCUCACAGAGGACAAUCCACUCUCCAAGUGGGGCAGAUUACUGGUCGAGGUGUCAGAGAAGAUGAAUCGUCCAACAGAUAAUCCCACAAAGUAUGAAGCCUGGAUGAAGGAAGCAGGCUUCAUCAAUUGUCAGACUGUCGUGCAUAAAUGGCCAACUAACCCGUGGCCCGAGGAUGAGGAGGGGAAACUAAAGGGGCAGUGGAACUCGUACAAUGUUCUCCAGCGGUUUGAAGAGUUUUCGACUGCGCUGAUGGUCAAGGGUCUAGGGUGGAAUCCUGAGGAUGCAAGAGUCUUCCUUGUUUCUGUGCGCGAGCAGUUGCAAAAUCCAGAUGUUCAUGCGUACUGGCCUGUAUACUUUGUUUACGGUCAAAAGCCACCGACUGGCUAA